This is a messenger RNA of Tetrahymena thermophila SB210, 1620 nucleotides long. Its product is annotated as ferric reductase-like transmembrane component family protein. Gene Ontology annotation, cellular component: plasma membrane. NCBI's taxonomy places the organism in Eukaryota, Ciliophora, Oligohymenophorea, Hymenostomatida, Tetrahymenidae. The transcript has 3 exons. Gene Ontology annotation, molecular function: oxidoreductase activity. The record is from RefSeq and is a predicted model, not a curated record.
AUGAUAAAUUUUGAUUCACCUGUACAAAAAAGAGAAGAUUGUCCAUAGAUGUAAUUAGAUGAGUUACAAACAUUAGAUAAUACCUCAAAUAUUGAUAAAAACUCUCAAAAUUUCGAUUAGUAAUCCAAAAAAAAGACACAUAUUAGCUAAUUUAAGUAACAACAAAAUAAAGAUUAGACUUCUAAUAAAGAUGAUAGUUAAUAGAGUAUUCUAAAUCCUGCAAAAAAAGUGCCACUAAAUCAGCCUCUAUGGAAAACAUAAUGGCAACAUAAAUUUAUUUAAUUCUGGUAAACCCUUUUCAACAGGAGAAUAAUUUCUUUUUCUUGCUUUGCAUUGUAAGUUGGAGAUGUCGUGAUUUUCUCUCUAAUAUCUGCAUUAUUAGCGAUUGUUUGUGUUGACAUGACAGAUACUGCUUCUUCAGGAGAUAUGGCUUCUAUUGUAAUGGCUGCAACAGUAAUUUUUGGAUGCAGAAAUGGUUUAUUAAGCUACCUAUUUGGGCUGAGUUUAGAGAAAGCUGUUCUCUGGCAUUAAUUCCAUGCUUGGAUAACGCUUGGAAUGUCCUUUAAUCAUUGGUUUAAUUCGGAUUCACUAUUUAGUGGAUAUUUAGUAGAAUUUCCUCUUAUUGGAUUACUCGCAUUUUCAAUCAAACCAGUUAGGAGAUAUUUAUGGGAGUUUUUCAUGAAAAUGCAUUGGCUCCUCAUUAUAGCUCUAACAGUUGGGUGUGUGGCUCAUAGCGUUACUUUUACAUUAUUUGGACUUGGAUAUUUUGUUCUAGAUUUAGGUUAUAGACUUUAUACAGUUUGUAAACAUAUAAAUAUGUCACAACACAUGAAUCUAGAAAAAGUGGGAUCAAAUAUCACAAAAAUUACUUUGAAAAAAGAAAAUUCAAAUUAUAAAGGUGGCUAAUAUUUCUUUUUAAUGAUUCCCAAGAUAAGUUAUUUCUAAUGGCAUCCUUUCUCAGUUUUUAGUGCUUCCUAUGAAGAAUAUAUAGUUAUUUAUGUUAAAAGUCUUGGAGAUUGGACAAGCGAACUUUAUAGGAUAGCUGGAGACUAAGGAAAGCCUACUGUAAUUAAAGGAUAUGUUGAUGGCCCUUAUGGAUAUCAUUCAAUCAGCAUUGAAGGAGACAAAUACAAAAAUUUUCUAUGUAUAAGUGGUGGAAUAGGUGUUACACCUAUUAUUAGCACAGCUAAAGAAAUCCUUCAUUAAAUGGAUUAAGGAAGACCUAUCAGUAAUCUUCAUUUUAUUUGGACAGGCAGAGACUCUGCUAUUGUUUAAAGUGUGAUCAAGCCAGGGGAAUUAAAAAAUUUAUUAAACCAAGAUGAUAGCAAUAUCUUAAAAACGUUCUAUCACUAUUCAGAUAAGGGCGAUAAAAAAAUAGAUCAAUUAUAGAGUGAAGUAUAAAAUUGCUAAGAAAAAAUGGUUGAACUGGAUAAAGGAAGACCAGACUUUAACAAAUAUUUUGAAGUGGCCUUUUAAGCAGCAAAAUAGAGUGGUCAUAAGUUAGUCGGAGUGCUCACAUGUGGUCCUUAAUAGUUAAUUGAUACAGUAGAGAUUAAUUCUAUGAAAUGGUCGAAAGAAGGAAUUAGGUUUGAUUGCCAUUAAGAAGUUUUUAAUUUCUGA